UACAGUGGCAAACCCACCUGGAACACAAGGAAAGAAAGAUGACGAAAAAAAACCCGAAAUUGAUGCAUCACAGUCACAAGCUGGUGGGUUCCUGGUUCGUCGUACACAUACCCGUGGUGGUAACGUUCCUCAGACAACAAGACGAGAACAUGAUAAUGUCACCAAGGAGGAAUCCAUGAUAAACACCUUUCCCUUUUUUGACACGACCCAAGCGUGCGAGAGAGCUGCUUUAAGAUUACGGGAACUUUCCGUUCACCUGAACCAUGGCGAUGUACCGGUUACAGUCCUUCAGGAUACGAUGAAAUAUGCUGCUAGUGUCCUCGAAAGCGUAUCAAUGGAAGAAGCAAGAUGGCUAUUGGAAGAAGAAGAAGAUGACCUGUCCGAAGUUCAACCAGAUGCCGUCCCUAACGAAGUUAGAGAAUGGCUUUCCUCUACAUUUACUCGAAAGACUGCAGCACAACGAGUGCGCUCUGACGACAAGCCACGGUUCAGAUCGGUUGCCAAUGCCAUUCGAGCGGGUAUUAUGGUAGACAGGAUAUACAGAAGAUUGUCCAGUUCUUCUUUGAUGCAGCAGAUACCAUCUCAGGUCAUGCAGAUGCUCAAGAAUAUAGACGAGUGGUCGUUCGAUGUUUUUGCCGUUAACGAAGUGGCCAAUGGACACGUUCUACGUUACAUUAGUUACGACUUAUUGAACCGCUAUGACAUCCUACACAAAUUCAAGAUUCCCACGGCAGUUUUGGAGAAUUUUUUGGUACAGGUUGAGCUGGGAUAUGGAAAACACAAAAAUCCCUAUCAUAACAACAUCCAUGCUGCUGACGUCACCCAGACCGUGCAUUUCAUGAUUUGGCAAUCUGGGUUAGCGAACUGGUUGACAGAUUUGGAGGUGUUUGCCACUUUGUUCUCAGCCAUCAUUCACGAUUUUGAACAUACGGGCACAACUAACAAUUUCCAUGUUAUGUCUGGUUCGGACACAGCCCUUCUGUAUAACGACAAAGCGGUUUUAGAGAAUCAUCACGUGAGUGCUGCUUUCAAACUUCUUAAAGAAGAAGACAAUAACAUUCUUCAGAAUUUCAGCAAAGAAGAAUUCAG
This is a messenger RNA of Limulus polyphemus (Atlantic horseshoe crab), 1089 nucleotides long. RefSeq names its product calcium/calmodulin-dependent 3',5'-cyclic nucleotide phosphodiesterase 1C-like. NCBI's taxonomy places the organism in Eukaryota, Metazoa, Arthropoda, Merostomata, Xiphosura, Limulidae. Gene Ontology annotation, biological process: signal transduction. The annotation marks the transcript as partial. The transcript has 9 exons. The record is from RefSeq and is a predicted model, not a curated record. Gene Ontology annotation, molecular function: 3',5'-cyclic-AMP phosphodiesterase activity.